AUGGGUCGAAACAGAGUUUUUUCGUUUACGUCUCUAUUUUCUGCGCGCUCACGAUCUCCGUCGACUGCCGCGUCCUCACCUCCAGAGUCACCUGUCACCACCCACAAGCGAACGCCCUCGGAUCCUUUCCCAGACCACGAGAUCUCGCACCAGCAGACCCCUUUACCUCCCAAGCAGGCAGAAUAUUAUGGCAGCUCAGUAAAUAGCUCGCCCCGAUCAAGCACUCACCGACACCACCGCAGCUCUUCUUCUCGAUCCUUCUCGCCCACCGACGAGCGUCAACCGCCCCUCAUGGAGCCCACCACCACCGAGGACGUCGUCCCCGAGCUGCUUCCCAUCUUCUCCUUUCUCAACAGCCAUGCCAAUAAGCUCUACCAAGAGGGCUACUUCCUCAAGCUGGAAGAUCAAAACACUCAGGGCCGCCCCAACGCCGAUAGAACAUGGACCGAAUGCUUUGCCCAGCUUGUUGGUACCGUCUUGUCCCUUUGGGAUGCUGCCGAGCUUGAUGCUGCCGGCGAGGACGGCGAAGUCUUGCCCAAGUUCAUUAACCUCACAGAUGCCUCUAUCAAAAUGAUUGAGUCGCUUCCUACCCGCGCACAGGGAGAGCAACCGUUGCAAAAUAUUCUGAGCAUUUCGACGGCUGGAAAGAACCGCUACCUCCUCCACUUCAACUCCCAUCACUCCCUCGUCCAGUGGACUGCUGGCAUCCGCCUUGCCAUGUACGAACACUCGAUCCUGCAGGAAGCCUACACUGGCUCUCUUAUCGCCGGUAAGGGUAAGACGCUUAACAACAUCAAUGUCAUCAUGGAGAGAGCCCGAUUCAAGACCGAAGCUUGGGUUAGAGUCCGCUUCGGCGCUGGCGUCCCCUGGAGACGAUGCUGGUGUGUCAUUUCCCCACCUGACGAGAAGGAGUAUGCCAAGCAGCAGAAGGAUCUCAAGAAGAGAUCCGCGUAUGACCGUUCUGCUGUCCCCAAUCUUAAGGGUGACAUCAAGUUUUACGACACAAAGGUGGAGGGCAAGAAGCAGAAGAAAAUGCAACCCAUUGCCACCAUUACCGAUGCCUUUGCUGCCUAUGCAGUCUACCCCGAGGCCAAGGCGCUUGUUGACGCUUCUACGCUUAUCAAGGUCGAGGGCAACGUUGGAAUUCACACAGAUCCCCCAUCAUCCUCGGAAGGCUUCGUUUUUAUCAUGCCCGAAACCCACCCCAUGGUUACAGGUUUCGAGAUGCUCCUCCGCUUCUUGUUCCCUACAUGGGACACAUUUGCGCUCUACGGACGACCCGGCAAGCUGGUAGCUAGCACUCUCGACCAGCGUUCUCUCAUGUUUGCCAUGCCCAAGCACAAGCGCUAUGGCUAUCUCGACAUGUCAGAUGUCACUGAGCUUAUCAACGACAAGAUGAGCCCAGCCUGGUCAGAGCGAGACUGGCGAAAGAAGCUCAAGGACUCCACUGGCGUGAGAAUGAAUGCCAUUGAAGACGGAAGCCGCCCUCAAUCGCGAUCUGCGAGCCGCACCAGCGGCCAUGGCCCGGCUUCGCCUCCUGCCCGAAGCAAGGUUGGCUUUGCUGACGACCAACCCGCCAGAACCGACUCUGCACCACCCAACACUGGCAACUGGCAAUCCCCCGUCAUGGGUGGCGCCGGCCGCAACGCUUCGGAUCCCAACCUAGCCGCUGCCGGCCAGCCGCCUCUUCGUGGACCUUCGCCCCUCGCUGGCCCCGGACCUGACAGCACAUCUCGCUUUGCCCCUGGUGAUCGCGCAAACAAGGCCUACCAUUCGCCAGAGCUCCGCCGCGCUAACAGCCGCCUGUCGCAAAACACACUGGCACAAAUGGCGGGUGCCAGCGCCAACGGACUCAACAACUUUUCUCAGCAAAACGACCCAACCGCUACCCAAGGCCGACCCGGAGAGGUGAUGGCAGGGUCUGGUCCUUCGGUACAUUCAAAUGCUGCUCUGUCUGAUUCGUACGCUAACACGAAUGGACCUCGUCCAGGUCUAAACGGCCCCGGGCCAAAUCGUAUGCCUGGCAACCAGCAACCAUCUCCCGGCCCUAGCCAAGGCCCCCGUUCUCCUAUGCCACCUGGUGGAUUCAACUCGCCCAACGCUGGCAUGCAAGGCUCACCAUCUCGCCCUCCUCAAGACGGCGGCCGCCCAUAUCCCGGAGGACCUGGACCCCAAGGACCUCCUGGCGGCCCCGGACAGCGACCUCCACCUCCUCCGGGCCACGGACCCGGCCCUGACGGUUAUCGUCGUGGACCUCCACUAGGUCCAGGAGGCCCCGGAGGUCCCGGACCACAGGGACGUCCAGGCCCAGGCAACGACCAAUAUCGCCGAGCAAUUCCCAUGCGUGGACCUCCCCCAUCCGCUGAUGACAUUAUUGAUUCGUACUCGGAUGCUGGCGGUCCUCCUCCUGGCCGUGGCCCGAUGCCUCCUCCUCAUGGUAGACCUCAUCCCCCACCGGGUCCUCCUGGGCCUCCUGGCCAGCGCCCGUACACACCAACAGGCGGACGCCCAGGUAUGGGUGGUCAAGGACCACCUGGCAGACAAUAUAGCUCUGAUGAGGUUGUUCGCAAGCCGAUGCCUGGUCCGGGAAUGCAGCAAGAUCCGCGCCAAAUGGUGCCGAGACAAGGUCAAGGACCAGGAGGAGCGCACCGAGGUGCAGCCCCCCCUCCUCAAGGCCAGUACGGAGGCAGCCCUCACGCUCCGUACCAAGGGCAAGCCUACUAG
Molecule: messenger RNA, 2724 nt
Organism: [Torrubiella] hemipterigena
Lineage: Eukaryota; Fungi; Ascomycota; Sordariomycetes; Hypocreales; Clavicipitaceae
Source: the annotation of a GenBank genome assembly